Molecule: messenger RNA, 1138 nt
Organism: Vespula pensylvanica (western yellowjacket)
Lineage: Eukaryota; Metazoa; Arthropoda; Insecta; Hymenoptera; Vespidae
Gene: Sirt4
Product: NAD-dependent protein deacylase Sirt4-like
Exons: 4
Coding region: 184-1131 (315 amino acids)
Molecular function (GO): NAD+ binding
Source: RefSeq, a predicted model, not a curated record
ACUUUAUUGUUAUUAAUUAUAUAUUUGUGUAAAUUCGUAAAUAUGAGGAAACGAUAUGCAAAUAUGUAAAACAAGAUCAAUAAACUUCUAAAGAACAUUGAAAUAUUUUAUAUGAUUUCUAUAUGUUAACAGUGAACACGAUAUAUUAAUUAUAGACUAGUACAAUUUUGAUUUUUUUUUAAAAUGCUUUCGUCAUCCUUUUUACAAUUAUUACGAUUUCAAACAUGUCGGAUGUCACAAUUUACAUUUGUACCUGUAUCCAAUCCGGUCAGACAAGAAGAUAUAUUACAAUUAAGAAACUUUAUAGAAAAUAACAAUGAAAUAUGUGUUUUAACCGGUGCUGGGGUUUCCACAGAAAGUGGGAUUCCAGAUUAUAGAUCUGCAGGUGUUGGUAUUUAUGCGAGAAGCAGCCGAAGACCAGUUCUUUACAAAGAUUUUUGUUCUAACGAAUUUAUUAGAAGACGAUAUUGGGCAAGAAAUUAUAUAGGAUGGCCUAGAUUUUCAACGUUUCAACCAAAUGAUACUCAUAAAGUAUUAAAAAAUCUUGAAGAAAUAGGCAAGGUGUCAUAUAUCGUUACACAAAAUGUGGAUAAUUUACAUACAAAAGCUGGAAGUAAAAAUGUUAUAGAACUUCAUGGUACAGCCUUUAGAGUAAUGUGUCUUAAUUGUACUCAUAAAAUAGAACGAUCUAACUUUCAAAAUAUUCUUAAGGAACUCAAUCCACUUUUAAAUAGUCAUUCUGAAAUGAUAAGACCUGAUGGAGAUGUAGAUUUAACUCAGGAAGAAACUGAAGGAUUUAGUGUUCCACCAUGUGGAAAUUGUGGUGGUAUAUUGAAACCAGACAUAGUUUUUUUUGGUGAUAAUGUACCCCGCCAAGUUGUAGAAAAUGUAAAAAAUAUAGUAGAGCAAUCAAGUUCAUUAUUAAUUCUUGGAACUUCUUUAAGUACAUUUUCUGGUUAUAGAAUUGUACUUCAAGCUCUAAAUGCUAAAAAACCUAUAAUGUUAGUAAAUAUUGGUAAAACUAGAGCAGAUGAUGAUAUAUCUAUUAAAAUAGAAGGAAGAUGUGGAUAUAUACUUCCUAAAGCUUGUAGAUUUAAUAAUUCAAUUAUAAAAAAUAAAGUUUAUUCUUAAUCAUGUC